AUGAAACUAGUGAAAGAUGUCUGGUUAAGGGAGCCGAAGAACAAGAAUUUUGUAUUCUCUCCCUUUUCAAUCGACAGUGCUCUAGGUUUACUAGCUUUUGGAGCAAGUGGUGAAACCUUAGAACAGAUAUUAGGGUUCCUCAACUCCGGAAGCCUCGACCAUCUGAAUUCUGUCAACUCUAAACUUAUUGAAUCCUUAUGCGAAUCACGGACUGAACCUAAACUUUCUUUUGCUGGCGGCGUUUGGAUUGAAAAAUCUUGCUCUAUUAAACCUUCAUUCGAAGAAGUUGCCACCGCAGUAUACAAAGCCAAAGCCAAAACUGUGGAUUUCAAAAAUAAGAGCAAAAAGGUGCAGAAGAAGGUAAAUGAAUGGGUGGAAAAGCAAACAAAUGGAUUAAUCAAAAAUCUUCUUCCUGACGGAGCAGUCGAUGAAAGUACAAAAUUUAUAUUGGCGAAUGCACUCUAUUUUAAAGGAUGUUGGAGUCGGAAUCCGUUUGCUGAAAUGUUAACCAAGAAAUCAAAGUUUUAUAUUCUAGAUGGGGGAAAAUCAGUACAAGUUCCCUUUAUGUCGUCCGUUCAAUGCCAAUAUAUUACUUGUUAUGAUAGCUUCAGAAUACUUAAACUCCCAUAUGAGUGUUCAGGAACACAUAAAUAUGCCCGUGGUCCAAGUUUUUCAAUGUAUAUAGUUUUACCUGAGCAACGAUAUGGACUUGGUGAACUUAUAAGUUUGGUGCCACCGGGAGAAUUUAAGGUUCCGAAAUUCAAACUCCUUUUUGAUUUCGAAGCAUCAAGUGUACUCAAGAAAUUGGGAAUAGUUUUUCCUUUUGACAAAUCUCAAGCUGAGCCGACGGACAUGGCGAACAUUGAUGGUACUAGAAAAUAUAGUACUCUUCAUGUUGACAAAGUUUUUCACAAGUGUUUUGUUGAAGUUGAUGAAAAAGGAACCGAAGCUGCUGCUUCUACUGCCGUGCAUAUGGUGUGUUGUGCGUUGACUCCUCGUCCUUGUCCUCGUCCAACUCCUCCUCGUGUUGAUUUUGUGGGAGACCAUCCUUUCAUGUUCAUUAUCAGAAAGAAGCAGAUUGGUGUGGUGUUGUUCAUGGGGCAUGUCCUUAACCCUUUGCUAAAUUCCUGA
Messenger RNA from Papaver somniferum (opium poppy), 1131 nucleotides. Its product is annotated as serpin-Z1B-like. Gene Ontology annotation, molecular function: serine-type endopeptidase inhibitor activity. The record is from RefSeq and is a predicted model, not a curated record. Bases 1 to 1131 code for a protein of 376 amino acids. The transcript has 3 exons. NCBI's taxonomy places the organism in Eukaryota, Viridiplantae, Streptophyta, Magnoliopsida, Ranunculales, Papaveraceae.